GCAUUGUCAUGAUCGCUCACCUUAAUCGCUCGCGAAUUACCCAGUAAUUCCUUCGCAGUUAACGAAUUAGAUGGUUUUCCGUCGAAUAAUUUCAUCCUUGGAAAGGGAUUUUCUCUCUGAAGGCAUGUUUCUUUGUUUCCUCUCCGCAUUGAGUAAGAUUCAAGGAAGCCGGCUAAGAUUUUUGAGAGGCGGAAGCUCCAAACUUGAAGGAAUAUUUCGAUUUUGUCCUCAGUUCGAGCUUUUCAACUGUGAAAGACAAGCAGAAAGUUUGCUAAUACAAACUGUUUGGUGAUAUUGUUCAAUACAGUUGAAAAACAAUUGCCGUAAGGAAAGCUGUAUAUUUGUAUGCCUGCUGGCUCUUUUCAUGUUCACUUAUUAACGAUGGAUGGUUGCAACAUUUACGUGGAAGGAUAACAUAUCUCUAGAACUUGAAAGACUCUUUUUCAGAGUGCUCGCUGAAUUAAGUGCACAGAUUUAUUCUGUUUGGAGAGAUAUAGACUUUGAUGUGUUGCAAGUAAUACUUACUGGAACGGAUCGAAUUAAACUUAUUUGGUUAUUUUUUUUAGUAGACCCAAUUGCAUUCCCGGGUUUUUUUCCUGUCGAUGAUUUAAUCAUGAGGCCAACACGUAUGUUUUGCUCAAAUAUGCUAAAAACCCUCGAGGGAUGUUCAAUCGAUAUUUAAAGAGUAUUUUACUUGCAUGACCCUGACUGCAUUUGAAAUAUUCGUGAUGUAUUUCGUUGACAUUUGAAACAUUCUUUUCACCUUCGAGGUAGAAUCAUAAAUGACUUAAACGCCAGUCGAUAUUGCGGAGUCUUCGGGUCAAAACCAAUGCUUUCUUACGAUUCGAGAUUCUUUUUUUUAUAAGUAGGGCUUGCCUGAAAUCCUUUGUAUCAUUUUGAUGAGAUAGCGCAUACUGCAACGAUGGAGAGAGACGAAACUUUUCUUUAUCCGGGUACAUACUCAUUCCAAGGAGAAUUGAAAAAUAAAAGUCUUGAUUACCUUCUUGCUCUGCUAAACCUGAGCGAUGCCAAAGACUUUCUGGAUUUCUAUGACUAUGACUUCCAUUCCAUCGCACACGAUCUAUCACCCACAGCUGAUAUCAUCUUAAUCACCUGCUACACCAUUAUCUUCGUGCUUGCGUUGGGCGGGAAUCUUUUGGUGAUCUUCGUGGUGGCGCGAAAGAAGUACAUGCAGACAGCCAUUAAUAUCUUCUUUGCUUCGCUAGCCAUAUCUGAUCUUCUAAUCGCUGUAUUCUGCGUCCCUUUCACGCUAAUUGAAGCCAUCACGGUAGAUUGGGUGCUAGGAUCAUUCAUGUGUAAGGCUCUCAACUAUGUCACAUCUGUUGGGGUUGUCUCAAGUAUCCUUGCCAUGAUGUCCAUUGCGGUAGAGCGCCACCAAGCAAUCUGCCAUCCUUUGCGCUCCAGAGUCAUCCAGACGCCUCGUCGUGCUGUCUUCCUGCUGACCUUCCUCUGGAUCAUGUCAAUGACCUUUGUCUCGCCAUUUCUCUUCGUGCUUCAACUCGAAAUCAAGAUCGACCCCAUGACUGCGACACGUUACCGAUUUUGCAGAGAACAGUGGUACAACCCCCAACAGCAGAAGAACUACACUCUGCUACUCGUCCUCCUGCUCUACGUAUCGCCCUUAGUUAUCAUGAUAGUUCUUUACCUACAGGUUGUCCACAAGCUCUGGAUCCGGAAGCCGAUCGUUCCUGCUGAUUCAGUCCUGACGCAGAACCCAGGAAUCAACACGGCUACAUCCCUUCGGUACAAGAAGCGAGCCAUCAAGAUGAUCCUCAUGGUGGUCGGUCUAUUCACUGUCUGUUGGCUUCCGUAUCACGUCGUCCUUCUAAUGCGGGAGUUCUCCUUUAUGGCGGACGGUGAAAGGAACCGACUUCUGUUCGCCGCUGUUCAGUUGGUGGGUCUAAGCAAUAGCUGCAACAACCCCAUCGUGUAUGCGUUUCUCAAUGACAAUUUCAAGAGAAAUUUCGCAAAGGUACUUUGUCGCCGUCGAAAAUUUGCAAAUUUCAAAGGCUCAGCAAACAAUAACGUCAAUGUCAAACCAUUUGCGUUGGCCACCAUAUAACUUAAUGAAGUUUCUUGUUUAUUUUGAAUGACACUACUUGUAUUAUUGCACAGUGGAGUCAUCUGGGGAGCGUUUCAUGAAAGGACUUGUCGGACGUUUUAUCUGACAAGUCCCAUUUUAUCCGACAGU
Lytechinus variegatus (green sea urchin) is the source of this 2212-nucleotide messenger RNA. RefSeq names its product QRFP-like peptide receptor. Lineage: Eukaryota; Metazoa; Echinodermata; Echinoidea; Temnopleuroida; Toxopneustidae. Bases 923 to 2083 code for a protein of 386 amino acids. The transcript has a single exon. Gene Ontology annotation, molecular function: peptide binding; neuropeptide Y receptor activity. Gene Ontology annotation, cellular component: membrane. Gene Ontology annotation, biological process: G protein-coupled receptor signaling pathway. The record is from RefSeq and is a predicted model, not a curated record.